UACAACUAUUGGAAAACAUGCUCGUCUAAACACUUGACAAGAAAUAUGGUGGCUGAUAAGAUUAUUAGCAUUGCAUUUGGUAGAGAAGUCGCGAUCUCUUUUGUUCUCAGAAUAAUAUCAAUAUAAAUUUUAAAUUACUGCGUACGCAAUAAUAGCGAAAUAGCGGAGAUAAAGGGAUAUCCCUGGUAGUAGUCUUGAUUUCAAAAAAUAUUAUGUAGUAUGCUUUGAUACUAAAUAUUAAUAAAAAUGAGUCGUUCGAACGAAGAUGGGAUUAAUUGGUUCCAUUCGGGACUUUCACGAGAAGAUGCUGAGAAAUUAUUAACGAAAGAGCCCUAUGAAGACGGAACUUUUUUAAUACGGGAAUGCAACUCAGCAGAGGGUGACUUCGUUCUUACUCUUAUACACAAGGAGGCAGUAUGCCACUAUCAGAUACGAAGGCAUGGCGGCGACGCGUUUUUUUCCAUUGAUGAUAAGGUAAAGAUUUUGCACGGUCUGGAAUCUCUUGUUGAAUUUUACCAAAUGGCAGCCAAUGGUCUUCCAACGAAACUCACAAAGUUUAUAAAAAAGGACUUGCCUCCAAAUGAUGCCCGUCGACAUGGUAAUACUAAUUUGUUGCAUCGAGCGACCAAAGAAAAUAACGCGACAAUUGUUGGUGAGUUGUUAAAGUGUGGCUAUCGCAACGUUGAUGCAAAAAACCAAGAUGGACAAACAGCUUUGCAUUUAGCUGCUAUUUACAGCGAUCAGACCAUAUUAAAACUAAUACUUGGAUCAGACGUUAACGUUAAUUGCAUGGACGCAUUUGGUAAUAUGCCCCUUCAUUAUGCAUGCCGCACCAAACCUGGUGCUUUCAUCUGUAAUUUAAUUGAAGCAAAUGCGAACGUUCAAGGGCGCAACAUUAAAAAUGGUUAUGUCCCAUUACAUGAUGCAUGCAAAAACGGUAAUAUUGAUGCAGUAAAAGUACUUUUACAGUCAAAUGCUCCCUUAUUGCCACGCACGACUUCUGGAGAAUUUCCAAUUGACUUAGCUCGUGAAGCUGGGAGAGAAGAUGUUGUAAAAUAUUUAAGCGACUACAAAUUGCCAGGUGCACAAACUAAAAGAUCUCUUUGGUAUCAUGGUACAUUAACCAGAGAAGAAGCUGUUGAAAGUUUACAAAGAUUUGCGAAACGAAAGAAUUGUACUGUUAAUGUGAACAACAACAACGGACAUGAAGAAAGUAAAAUUGAUACUUCAGGAAGUUUUUUAGUUCGCUACUCUGAUCGGUCUGGAUUUGUUUUAACUCUUCUGUUUGAAAAUCAGGUUAAGAACUUCAAAAUAUCACAAUUGUCCAAAUAUUUGUACAUUGAUGAAGGGCCAUAUCUACCCACAUUGGAACAUUUAGUGGAACAUUUUAUGCGUUUUAACGACGGCUUACCAAUUAAUUUAAAAUAUGCAGUACCACCAGAACCCAAACCGCCACAACCACUACUUUCUACUCUGCCCCGAAACAAAAGCCAUCAUAAAAAAUUGUACAAUUCAAAUUCAUUAAAUGAAAACAUAGGCAACACAGAAAUUGUUUCAACAACUUGUAUAUCUCAUAAAGCAAUUUCAAAAGCUCUGCCUGAGAAGAAACGUAAAGAAACUACAAAUUUGAUGCUGAGUAAUUUUUUAAAAUUGAAGUCGAAAAUCCCAAACUCUGACGAAACGGUUCCUUCUUAUACGGACACACCUACAUCACAACGUUCAGUAGAAGAAUAUCCAUGUAAAGGUUUAUCAUUUUGUACAAACUUCGUUAAAGCCGAAAUAUCAGACACUCGUGAUUUCAAUAAACCUUCUGCGAUUAAAAAUUCAGUCAACACUGACCUAAGCAAUAACUUAUCGCUGAACGAAAUGUAUAACGUGCCUAGAAACAAUUCAGCAGUGGAAGAGCAAAUUAUGGAUGAGUCUGUAUUCUCCCACAACGAAUCUGUAUUUCAGACGAGCAUAUGUUCUGAUAAUUCCACAAAUCGACAUUACAAACAAACGUAUGAAGCAAAAGGACACCUUGAAGAGGUUGAUUCACAAGGAAUUUCUAUUCAAAAGUCACGAGGGGUUUUCUGUGACUUCGAAGGCUUUGACUCCUCCUGUAUUCCUAAUAUGGAAAGUGAAAAUGAAAUAUCUAGCUACUGCAUUUCCAACGAAAAUGUUGAAUUGGGAAAACUAAUUGGUGAAGGCGAAUUCGGUUCCGUAUAUCGUGGUUACUUGAAAGGGGCUAUUUUAGGAGCUACUGAUAAAUAUUCUCAUGUGGAAAUUGCAAUCAAAACGUUACGAGAUGAACACUGCCGAACUAGUAAGCAAGAGUUCCUACGUGAGGCCUCUGUAAUGAUGCAUUUAAAGCACCAUUGUAUAGUGCAAUUAAUUGGGUUAUCUAAAGGUGAUACUUUAAUGAUGAUACAGGAGCUUGUGCCUCUAGGGUCAAUGUUACUUUUCAUACAAAAAAAUGUUAGAAAAAUUGAUCCAAAUCGAGAAUUAAAACUAUGGGCUUCUCAAAUAGCAUGCGGAAUGCAAUAUUUAGAAUCUCAACAUUUCGUACAUCGGGAUUUAGCCGCCCGAAAUAUUCUACUAGCAUCAUUUCAUCAAGCAAAAAUCAGUGACUUUGGUUUAUCUCGUGCUCUGGGAUCAUCUAAUGACUUCUAUGAAGCCCAGCAUGGCGGUAGAUGGCCGAUUAAAUGGUAUGCCCCAGAGAGCUACAAAAAUGGAAUUUUUUCACAUUCCAGCGAUGUUUGGUCUUACGGAGUGACAUUAUGGGAGAUGUUUUCAUUAGGCGAGGUACCUUACGGUGAAAUGCUUGGUUCUGAAGCUGUAAAGUUAAUAGAAGAUGGAAAACGUCUGUUGCAACCCAAAUUUUGCCCUAAUAAUGUCUAUACUAUUAUGGAAAACUGCUGGCAAUAUAAUCCUAAAGAUCGGCCCACAUUUAGUUAUUUGACCGAGAUUUUUGUGAAAGAUCCGGACUACGAAAAUAUAAUAGAGCUGGUUAAAACAAGAAGUAUUAGUUAAAUUAAAAUAAGUUGUGCACAAUAAAAUUAAGGUUUGUAAAAUAGUUUUGGCACAUUUAGUACAGCCGAAUAACCACACUAUUACGCAUCUCUAAUUGCGUAAGUGCAGUCUGCAAUUUUGCAUUAGAAUACCAAAUUGAACUAUGUAUGUUUAGAUACCGCAAAAUAUUGUGUAAAUUAUGAAGUACUAUCAACCCUUAUUAUAGUAGAUAGAAGUUUCAAAAUAAGACUUAUUUUAGUAUGCAAUCCAACAAGAAAUUUUUUAAACUAGUAUAAAAA
Messenger RNA from Bactrocera dorsalis (oriental fruit fly), 3290 nucleotides. RefSeq names its product tyrosine-protein kinase Shark (gene Shark). The record is from RefSeq and is a predicted model, not a curated record. NCBI's taxonomy places the organism in Eukaryota, Metazoa, Arthropoda, Insecta, Diptera, Tephritidae. The transcript is spliced from 8 exons. Gene Ontology annotation, molecular function: signaling receptor binding; non-membrane spanning protein tyrosine kinase activity; ATP binding. Gene Ontology annotation, biological process: innate immune response; cell surface receptor protein tyrosine kinase signaling pathway; cell differentiation. Gene Ontology annotation, cellular component: extrinsic component of cytoplasmic side of plasma membrane. The coding region runs from base 247 to 3012 and encodes 921 amino acids.